Messenger RNA from Nasonia vitripennis (jewel wasp), 2833 nucleotides. RefSeq names its product probable alpha-ketoglutarate-dependent hypophosphite dioxygenase. Lineage: Eukaryota; Metazoa; Arthropoda; Insecta; Hymenoptera; Pteromalidae. Gene Ontology annotation, molecular function: phytanoyl-CoA dioxygenase activity. The record is from RefSeq and is a predicted model, not a curated record. The coding region runs from base 1850 to 2686 and encodes 278 amino acids. Gene Ontology annotation, cellular component: nucleus. The transcript is spliced from 3 exons. Gene Ontology annotation, biological process: fatty acid alpha-oxidation; regulation of exit from mitosis.
GGUGUGUUUUGAUCACGCGUCCAAAAAUUCCUCUUUCGGCAUUUCGGUUAGAACUUGUUGAGUUGCUGAUGAUUAGAUUAGAUUAGGGUUAGUUUGGCAUGAAUAAACCAUGUAAUUGGCAAUUAGCAGUAAUUUAACUAUUUUUGAAAAAUGGUCAACGGUUGAUAGAAUUUCUGGGAGUGUUAUUUUUACAUCUCACGUAUAAGCAAGCAGUUCUUCGAAAAGAAUUGUUUACAUUUAGAUUAAAUUCUUGUAUAGUCUCUCUUAGGCACAUACAGACUUAAACAAACGUGUUCAAAAUGUUUAAAAGCGUUAAAAAAGUUGAAUCCAACAUUUCUGUGGACUUGGAAGAGCCAUUAACAGCGCAAUCCUGUUCUCAAUUGGUUAUUGAAAUAAUUAAGUAUAUCAUGUACCAGAAGCAGCAGAUUCCAUUUUCUGGUGAUACCUUGAUCAAGCUCUAUGCCAGUACAAAGCCGACUGAUCGCAAUUACUCAUCCAUGAACAAAUUAAUCAACACUCUGAGCUCUAUAUCUGAUCAUUUAGUUCAUGAAUUAAAUCGUGAUGAAUGCGAUGUUAAAGAAGUCUUGAUUGUGAUUGGAGCUACAAUUGUUUCACCAAAAUUGUGCAUCAAGUUGGAAUUGCCUAAUAUUUUGAACAAGACACACAUUCCAAGGCUGCAUCCUCAUCGUAAACCAUUGAUGACUGUUAUGAAGUCAAUUCUUGAAUGCUCUGAAUUCCAAGAAGAACUAUCUACGCCCCUUCUUCCUACCAACACUUUUGUGCUUGUUCAAAAAAGAGAUCCAAACAAGACUUCUGAAUUUUUUAUACUUAAACCACAAUUUGCUCUGCCCUCGAGAAAUAUGGCCUGCUUGAACAUAAGAUUGAAUUACGAUGAAAAUCAAACAUUGAAUUGUGAAUGCAAAAGGAUGCGUCCAAAUUUUUAUGUUUAUAAUGAUAGCUUUGAGGUGUCAGCAGGGCGUCACAUUAAUAUGGGGCAACAUAUACCUUGGAAUAAUCUGUUCAAGAGUAGAUUAAGAGAAGGAGAAUUCAGGACCAGGCAUAGUUUCACAGAUCAUAGUAAAAUGAAAAAAUCGCGCAAUAAUGAAUCUAAUCUACCUUAUCUAUGGUAUCAAUCGAAGGAAGUUUUUAAAGGAUUUAAAUUUAUAAAAUAAGUUAAAUUUUUGUACAUCUUAGUAAAACUUUUGAUACUUGCAAUAUUUAGACUAUUCGCUAUAUAUUUGUUAAAGAGUUAGAUAAACAGUUAAAUAAAGCAUGUAUUACUUUCAUCAAUACUUUAGAAUAAAGUACUUAAUCGGUUUAGUUUUUGAGAUUAUAAAAUUUAAUUUAAUUUUUGUUUAAAGACUUUUAAAUUUAGUUAUUAGACAAAGUUGGGACUGACUCGCACUACAAUUCGGAAAACUGAUAGUGACAACUUUAUGAGAUAACAUCCCAACACUGAUUAGCUUAAUCAGCUUAAACUUUGCUUUAAACAAGUGAUCUACAAAAGGUCAUCACUUACAAGGUUUCCACUCGUGAUCUUUAUUUAGAUUAUCUUAGAGGAAGAGAGAGUAAACAUUUAGAAAAAAUAACGGCUGGUACUUACCAUGACAUUAAGUAGUUAAUGCACAAGCAUGUGUGAAUAAUAAUUUAUGAAAAAACAUCAUGAAUUAGUAUUUUUCCCUCAGUCUACAAAUUUUUUUCAAUCACGUCAGCAUGAUUGUACAAUCAAUAAACUGUAUCGUCGAAAUUUUUUCUCCCGGGGAUCAGUAUUAAAACUCGUGUAGGAAGACAAUUAAUUCAGUUCCUCCACAUUCCUCGAACGGAGAAGAGCACAGCAGCGAACAGUAUCAUGGGUAAACUCAAGUUCCUCACUCCAGAGCAGAAGGAGUUCUACAAAGAGAAUGGAUUCAUCAAACUGUCAGGAGUUUUCUCCGAGCAGGAGAUGAACGAAAUAUCCAACGAAUACGAUGACCUCUUCAACCGUAAGCAGCAGGCAAACAUGGAUGGACUCGAGGCAGCUUGGGAAGGAGAUGACAUGAAGAAAGCAGCCAACAACAUAAACUACACCGUAAAAUCCAUCCACAACUUGCAAAUGCACAGCGCCGUCUUCACGCGUCUGAUCAUGCAUCCCAAACUCCUUGAUGCCAUCGAGGAUCUCAUGUCCAGUCCGGACGUUCUUCUUCACCACACGAAGGCGCACAUCAAACCACCAGAGAAAGGGGCUCCUUACCUCAUGCACCAGGACUACCCUUACUUCCCUUUUAAGAAGCACACUAUGAUGGCCGUGUUCGUGCAUCUGGACGACACCACGCCCGAGAACGGUGGACUCUGCGUCUAUCCAGGCAGUCACAAGCUCGGCCCGCUGCCCGAGAAGAAAAUCGUUAACGAGAUCAACGAGAAGUACUACUACGUCGACCCCGAGCGUUUCCCCAUCUCUGGUGCCACACCCGUCACUGCCAAACGAGGGGAAAUCGUCAUCUUUUCGUACCUCCUACUGCAUGGAUCAUAUCUCAAUCUAUCCACCAGGCCCAGACGCAUGUUCCUCGCUCAACUCAGGGCGGCUGACGAUGAACCUGCCAAGGAUACCCAUCACUCGCACUGCCAGAACCUCGUGCUUCGAGGCAGGAAUGUCAAUAUGCAAGCCACUAUGGCUACUCGAUUCGUCGAUGCUAAUGUUAACUCGUGAAAUUUUGAUGAUACUGGGAUUCCAUUUUUAUUAUUAACAAUUGUUGACGAUUUCAUUUUUAUUUUUUUUUUUUUCAUUUCAUGCAACUUUCACUGUUGUGUUCAUUGUAAGAGGAGAAGAAUAAACUUUGAGUUUUUGAAUAAUACA